Molecule: messenger RNA, 4663 nt
Organism: Pseudopodoces humilis (Tibetan ground-tit)
Lineage: Eukaryota; Metazoa; Chordata; Aves; Passeriformes; Paridae
Source: RefSeq, a predicted model, not a curated record
AUGUCCAUCCAGGAUGAAACUCUGGCUUUUCUCAUGGCCCGUCUCCCACUGAAGUGGAUGGCUCCAGAAAGCAUCUUCGACAAGGUCUACACUACCCAGAGUGAUGUCUGGUCUUUUGGGGUCCUUCUCUGGGAAAUCUUCUCACUAGGGGCAUCUCCAUAUCCUGGAGUCCAGAUCAAUGAGGAGUUCUGCCAGAGGCUCAAAGAUGGUACCAGGAUGAGAGCCCCAGAGUAUGCCACAGCAGAGAUCUACCGUAUAAUGCUGAGUUGCUGGCACGGUGACCCCAAGGAGAGACCGACUUUCUCUGACCUUGUGGAGAUACUGGGGAACCUUCUUCAGGAAAACGUCCAGCAGGAAGGGAAAGAUUACAUCCCGCUGAAUGACUCUCACAGCUCAGAAGAUGACGGUUUCUCCCAGGUGCCUUCCUCUGCCCAGCAAAACUCAGAUGAAGAGGACUUUGACAUGAGGAUACGCUGCCACAGCCUAGCAGCAAGAUACUACAACUGCGUUUCGUUCCCUGGUUGUUUGACGGGAGGAAAUCAGAUCAGGUGUCCAUCCAGGAUAAAGACAUUUGAAGAGUUUCCCAUGACACACACAAUGUACAAAGCACACCCGGACAAUCAGACAGACAGUGGGAUGGUUCUGGCAUCUGAGGAAUUUGAGAGGAUAGAAAACCGACACAGAAAAGAAGGUGGAUUCAGCAGUAAAGGGCCCAGUCGAACCUUGGAGCUGUCAGGGGAACAGUCAGACCUGCGGGGCAGAUGUCGGCCAUCGUACGGGUCCCAAGUCGGAGGCCAGACUUUUUACAACAGUGAAUAUGGGGAGCUGUCGGAACACUCUGAGGAUGGCAGCUGCACCCCACCUGGAGAGGGGGCCAGUCCCCCCACUCUCCACACUUCCUUCUUUUCUGAGCAGUACUAACGGCACCAGGCCCUGGAGGCCAAGGUCCUCCAGGCACGGCAUCAGGGUCACUCAGAGCUUCUCCUUCAACCUAUGCCCAAAACCAACAGGGAACCUACCCCAAACAGAUGGGGAACACUGAUGUCCUUGGAACCACAGCAUGAACCACGCAGCACCUCCAGCUGCAGCUUCCCUGUGCCACGACUGGAGAGAGCACCUCACUGAUUCCUCAUGUUUCUUUUAUUCCUGCACCUCAGACAGAUGCAUUCUGCCAGAGAGUGGGUGCCUGUGCUCAGCACUAUGGCACCUUCUGCCUAACAUCCAGCCUCCGCUCAGAUCGGAUUCCCAUUCAGAAAGCCCAUUUCAGGUCAGAUAUAAAUAGAUCUGCCUUAGUCUCAAGUUUCUUCCUGGUGUGCAGCCUGAAUGUUUUUCCUUGGAUUGCUUCCUCCUCCCCUCAUCAUGAUGUCAGCUGCUGAGCUGUGGAGCAGAAUCAAAGGGAAGAAAUCCCUAGUGGUAUUAACAACAAGAGCAGGACAUUUUAAAGAGGUGUACAGAGAGAUCCUGAGGGAUCUUUGUAAAUGUUCAUGCAUGCUGCUCAUCCUGAGUAGGUGCCAGCCUCUCCAUCUCCUCUGCAAGCAAUACCCACACUCCUCUCAUCUCUGCGGGGGGGAAACCUGCCACUCUGCCUUAUCACUAGAAUUAUUUUAGCCAUCUCAACACAGCUAGUGCUGAGUAGGUCAUCAGCUGAUGGCUAAAGUGCUUCCGGUGAGAUAAACAGCAAUUUUUUGCAGGCCUUGUGCAAAACAGGUUCUUUUAUGAUCUCUGCUGGGAGCAGGUUAUUCACAGGUCUGCUGCUUUUGCCUUCCCCUUCUCCCAGAAUGGUGCUGAGAUCAUUUGUUGCUUGAGUGAGAAAUUAAAGCAAAGCUAGGUUAAUUUGAGCUGGCUUCUAAACAUAGAGUUUGCUGGGAGGAAAAAGAUCAAAAGGGCAGGGAGUGAAAUGUUUAUUUUCAAGCUGCUGCAAAGCAUUUUGGAAACAAUGGAAGGAACAGUGCUCCAGCAAUAAGGUGCUCUGGGUUGCAUGCCCUUGUGUGUUGACAUCACUGAACACAUGGAACCCAGCACCUGGCCAGGGUUCAAGCCCUGAUUCUCCUGGAUGGACAGUUCUGCACCACGACCUUUCCUGUCUCCCAAGUUCCCUGAUUCAAAGGAGGCACUCUCUACCCAGCAGAUUCCUCUCCAGUUUAUUUUGCAGAGCUUCCAGCAGAGCAUACCUGAGUCCAGAGGAUUAAGAAAUGUUUAUUUGCUGAGAAAACAUCUCCUCACUUUAGUCUUUGUUUCUAAGGGAUACCACGUGAAUUCAGAGCUCUGGGGAACCUCCGCAGCCCCUCUCUAUAGAUUUCUGUACUGCUGCCUCACCACUUCCCACCUACUUCUUUCUAUCCUGCUCCCAAUCCAAGAGCUCAGCCACAGAGCAUGGUUACAUCACUGCCUCAGGAGUCUGGGUGAAAAGGCUUAUUUGAACAGCUUGUCAUCAUCUCGUCUCCCACAUGCCCAUGGCUGGCAGCGCUCUGUGCACCAGGACAUCUCAGCACCAGGGAAUUACUGCUUGUGGGCCACACCUCUGUCACAGAGCCAAGGGUUUGGACUCAUAAAACUGUGUUUCCUGCCAGAUGUACAGCUUUCCCAAACUGUAUUUCUUUUCCAGCAGAGGGUUUUACGCGUUUCCCGACGUAAGCCUGUGAGUCCUUAUGGAAGAUGUUGCCAAGUCUUAAUUAUAGUUCUCCACACAAGUGUAAUGGGGAGAUUUAUUUAACACAUGGGAAAAGCAUGCCUGUCAUUCAGAUUCUCUAAGCCUGUGCAGCUCGUUCAAUGUUCCACUCCCUUUUUGUGUCAGCAGGAUGACACGGCUGCAAUUUCCAUGGCAAAAGAGAGGCACAAAACUAGACCAGCUUGAGCCAAACUGGCUCAGGAUACGGAGUUGGAAACUGCAUAUGACAAUGAAUUCCCUGACUUCUACUGGUGUCCCCUGAAGCUGCCAGGAAUUUAAGCAUCUUUAAGUAAUUGUUACGACUCAGUAAGAAUCCUCUGGCAGGAGCUGCUGGAGAGCCAGGACAAGGAAGUAGGACAACAAACAGGGUGUAGGCCAGAUCAAAUUCUCCUGCCCUCAUCUUGCCCUCCUUUUUGAACUGGUGGUUCCUUUGGCAGAAGGAAGGCUGCAUGUGACUUGUGUUGCUAGAGGUUUCCACUGGCAUUGAUGGUGAUGACCAGCUGAGUUAAAUUCAGGCUGCUUGCUGGGUGAUGUGCAUCCAUAGGAUCCAGAGUCUCUUACUUCCAUCACUCCAUGAAGAGUUCUCUGCCUGGAAACAGCCCCAUCUGAGACAGGGCGCAAGAAAGAGGACUACAAACAAAAUAAUAGUUAAAAAAACAGAAUUUCAAAGUAGCUGUAAGUCCCUGACCAUAUGUAAGGGAUAGGUAUGUGCCAGCAAAGAAUGACAUUUGCUCGGCAGUGGCAGGAUUCCUCAUCAGAAAGGUGACAGGGGCAUCUUAGUGCCCAGGCUGGUUGUCAGCAUGGACAUCCAGCCAGUACAGCUGCACUUUUUCUCUAAGUUUAGCUGUAAAUUGCUCACAAGCAUCCUUGUGGAGAAGGGUUGUUAAAACCAUUGUUAACGAUCUCCUGCUUCAUCCUGGGGAAAACACUUCUGUGUCAUCUGAUUUUUGAACAUUCAACUCCACAGAAGUUUAUUUUCUCUCUCUUGCACCAUCUAGAUGGGGGGUGGAAUAAGAUCCUAUUGUGUCUGUGUCAACAGCAUUGCAUGAACAAUGCAGCCUGAUCAGAGCAAAAGCUGGCUCCUCUUCAGACACUCCUGCUGAUGAAGAACAACUGUAGUGUGGGAGAUUGAAGAGCUGUUGAGACAAUUGUACUUUUGCUCUCUAAAGGUAUACUUAAAUUAGAUGUGCAAACCUGAUAACCCUUCCCACCCCCUUGAAUUAUUUCUGGCUUUUUAUUUUUACAGUCUCCAGAUAAGCAUGAAGUGAAGCUGGUCUGUUUUGGUUUUAAGAUAUGAGACAGGAAUGUUGUCUAUCUUUCUACAGCAUCAAGGGAGUAUUUCAAUGUUUAAAACCCAGGUUUUGAUACUUGUGCCUGCUUUGUUCACAAUGCAUUCUCUGUUUUGUUUUUUGUUUUGUUUGGGCUUCUUAACGGAACUCAACAUUGAAGCUAAGCUAUUCAUCAUCAUCAUCACCUUCCUUUAAAAUGGCUGCUUCCACUCUAUGCUCAGUCUCUUUCCUUUACAAAGUGUUGGUGUUGAGAGGACAUUCCUCCUUCCUGAAAACAAAGUGUUGGGUCCCCUACUUGCAAAUACAUGUGUCUCUGAAGAAAAAACUGUUUAUCAAGUAACACUACAUUUAUAUUGCAAUAUUUUCGCCUGGUACCUGUUGUUGCUCUAGCAGCAUUCAAUGUUUCAGUGGGCUGCCUUUGAAGCAAGUAGGCUAAAACAGGGGUUAUGUGUGAGUACAAAGCAUGGUCUGUGUGUGUGUGAGCGUGCUGUGGGUGAAUGUGUGGGUAUUUGCAUGUGAGUUUUCCUACCAGUGAGCGUAUGUGAGUGAUUGUAACUCACGUUGAGUCUAGUCUCUGGAAGUUCACGGUUAUAUAUCAAACCAGUUAGAACACUGCUUCCUUUCCUCUCCUACUAUAGUACUUGUUAUCCUUUGUCAUUAAGAGUUUUGUUGUAAUAUCUAAAUGUGAAAAUGAAUAAAGUCAUAA